Messenger RNA from Suillus discolor, 3480 nucleotides. RefSeq lists its product as uncharacterized. The transcript is spliced from 10 exons. Lineage: Eukaryota; Fungi; Basidiomycota; Agaricomycetes; Boletales; Suillaceae. Bases 1 to 3480 code for a protein of 1159 amino acids. The record is from RefSeq and is a predicted model, not a curated record.
AUGACCGAGGAGAUUGGUUUUGAUGAUGAGACAGAAUCGAAUUUUGGCAUUGAACUCGAAGGUAAUGCACUAAUUCAUCACUUUGAACGAGACUUAUUUCAAUUAUCAGAUGACGGUCCAUUAAACACUAAGGGUCAUGUAAACCUCAACAAUCCAGUAUCACCUGACCAUCCAACGUACCCAUGGCCGUCAAAAGCUCAUUUCAUCACUGCACUACUGUUCAGUUCUCUGAGGCUUCCAUUUUCAGAGGCGCAGAAAAAGGCAAUUUUAUCUUGGGCAAAGGAACUCGGUGCCCUUGAUGUUCCCUCACUGUACGCCUUGAACCGCUUCCAGGAGACUGUACAAACACUUGUCGGAAAUCCGACAGAAAAGGUCACUGCUCAUUCGGGGAACAUAUUCUAUCUCAAUGAUGUUGGACGAGCAAUUGCAAAGGAUUAUGCCAACCCUCUGACUCGUUUCGCAAUGCAGGAUUACCCGGAAGAUGGAGGACGAGGAAUGUCCCAGGUUUUCAAUGGGGAGAAGAUGUUAUUCGAGCUCCCUUCGCCCCCAGCAGCAAAAGUCGAUGGGGAGAUAUACUUUGUGAACGAGCUCUUGCAAGAUAGCUUGAAAGACUAUUUUAUCCCCGAAUGUUUUUUUUUCGCAUCAUAUACAUCAACAAGUAAUACAGCGGAGAAGGUGUUACAUGCACUAGGACGUGCUGCACAACGAACGGAGGAAGGGUUCAUUGUCAGCGACGAGCAAGAAAUCAUCCCGACGACUAGCUUUCGGAGGUCAUUCAGGGAGAUAUCACUCGACGUCAAUGAACUUGCAUGCGGACUGACAGCAUCAUCAAAUAAGUAUGCUAAACUCGAACCGAAUCUGUUAUGCGCCAAGUCUCAAGGUCGCAUGGUGUACGCUGUCCCUCUCAUUAUUUUUAUGGAUGAUGUGUCCGGGAAUAUCUCCAAACAGUGGAACAAGCACCAUGCUAUAUAUAUGUCAAAUGCGAAUUUGCCUCGCGAAAUGCUGGAGAAAGAGUUUUGCGUUCGAUUCGUCACUUCUUCUCCUCAUGCAGCUCCCAUGGAAAUGAUGAGUGCUAUGCAAGACUCAAUUGGGAAGGCUGCCGAAUCUGGGACCUUUGCUUGGGACUGCAAAGACAACGAAGAAGUCAUGCUCGUCCCGUAUGGUCUCUUUCUUGGUGGCGACAACCCCAUGCAUGCUGAAGAGUGCAGUCAUGCAGGGUUACAUUGUAACUACUUUUGCAGGACAUGUGAAGUUGGUGGAACGAAGGAGUAUAAGGAGUCGGAUGAGGGCUACAACAGCAUUUUUGUGCCGGGACAGCUUCGCACUCCCGCAGGAACAGCAGCUGAAAUUCGCGCUCAAUUCGUCACUGCGCUCCAGUCAGGCGCUUCCGAAAAAAUCAAGAAGUCUGUCGCUUCAACAGGUGUCAAAGACACUACAACCGCCUACAUUCUUGAUGCAGUUGUUGAGAUGGGAAAGAAACUGCGCAAACGGGUGGCUGGCAUCCAGCCGAAACACGACAGCGAAGUCAGGACAAUUUUGAACAAGGAGCUUGAAGAUCUCUUACAAGGGAGCGCACUCAAUGACACAAUCAAUCCUUUGCUCGGUGUGAAGGGAUUCAAUGUUCACCAAGACACACCAACGGAGAUACUUCAUACGGUGCUAUUGGGGGUUGUCAAGUAUUUUUGGGGUCAGACCGUUUAUCUUCUUGAGAAGGCGAAGCUUAUGGAUCUUUUUCAAACACAACUUGAUUCAAUCGUGAAGGAUGGACUCGACUCUCCACGUCUCAAUGCCGAUUACAUUUGUCACUACAAGGGCAGUCUCAUCGGCAAACAUUUCAAGAGUUUGGCUCAGGUAAUGCCAUUUCUCAUUCAAGAUCUGUUGCCGAGAACGGUACUCGAUGGAUGGACCAUUAUCGGUGAGCUUGUUGUGCACAUUUGGCACACCAAAAUAGAUGAUACAGAGAUAUACUUGGCUAAGCUUUCUCAAACCAUUGAAGAUUUCCUCAAUGUCACGGCUCAAUGCGCACCUAGUAUCCUUAUUUCAAAACCAAAGUUUCAUUUCUUGGUUCAUCUUCCUGCUUACAUCUGCCGCUUUGGACCUGCAAUUCUCUUUUCCACUGAACGAUACGAGUCUUUUAAUCAUAUCUUCCGGCUUGCAUGUAUCCACAGCAAUCAACAAGGACCAAGUCAGGAUACGUGCAGAAUCUUUGCGAGACAAGAUAUCGUCAAGCACAUUGCUACGGGUGGCUACUGGUUUGAUACUGCGAGGAAAAAGUGGGUUUGGGCGGGUGACAAGGUGUUAAGCUACGUCGAUGAGCAUCCAGAGCAGGUGCAGCUUUUGGGAAUUCAUAUGGAAACAUCUCCUUUAACAGGUAGCUUUUUCCCAGACAAGCCUGUUCCAUGGACAGCAAUGCACUGUGCAAAGGCACUCAAUAUCCCACAACCUGCCACCAUUCAAUACUGCCAUGGAAUCUCUUUGGUUGUCGGCAAUGGCGAGAAGGCAUCCUUAGGUGGACACGUCAUUUUUCAUGACACCUCGACAUCUUCCUCAGAAAUCGGAUGUGUUCGCGAGAUUCUGAUAUCAAACUCUUGCCGGCGUGUGCAGCAUGUUGCUGUUCAGAUAUUUACUUUUGGACCUGCCUUACAUCCCUUGCUUCACCUCCCCGCUCUUGAGCUCACAGACCACGAUGUUGUCAUUAGCCCCGAAGACAUUAUUUGUAUCGUAAAUCUUCAGCACGACUGCGUUAAAGCACAGUGCACAGAUAUUAGUCAAUGCCGUGUUCAUCAAGAACAAACCAAGACCGCGCAUACAAGGCCUGUCAUUCAGCACCAACCCUCACCAUUUUACCUUCUCAAUGCUUAUUCGAUUCACAAUCACGCUCAGAUUCAAUCUGUUAUCCCUCAGUCUCUCCGUGAGACACCACUGAGGGUCCCCAAUGUGGCAGAUGUCCGUCUUGCAGCAGCUUGUCAAAUUCGGGAGAAGAAAGCAGCGAAAAAAGCCGGUGAAACACCAGGUGCCGCAUCUGUAAGUGCACCGCCCGACGAUGUGGCUAGAGUCCCUGCAGUGUUCGACCGCCCAGCAGCAAAGGCGGCCAGCAAAGCAAAAGAGAAGGUACCUCGUCCACGCGCAAAUGCACGACACCCCACGAUCAUUCAGUCAGCUGUGUCUUCAAGUCACCAGCUCUCAACACCCCUCAUGACAGCAGUUGCCAGCGGAUCUUCCUAUGUGCCAUCACCACUGGCACCUACGCCAUCAAUGCAUCCGCCCACAAUGGUGCCAUCCCAGUGGCAGCAAUCUCUCAUUCCUUCAUCCAGAGUCCCCCCUUCCCAUCACCCAUUGCACCCGCUCCCAAUGACAUUGACAUGGCAAUACCACCAUCCCCCACCGAUGCACACUGGUCAACCUUUUGCACCAGUGAUGACACCGCAUGUAUGGAACCCUCAAGCCAAUCCAUGGCAUCACGACCAGUUCAGAAGAUAG